Molecule: messenger RNA, 1053 nt
Organism: Gopherus flavomarginatus (Mexican gopher tortoise)
Lineage: Eukaryota; Metazoa; Chordata; Testudines; Testudinidae
Gene: ATG3
Product: autophagy related 3
Exons: 12
Coding region: 1-885 (294 amino acids)
Biological process (GO): autophagy of mitochondrion; nucleophagy; autophagosome assembly
Cellular component (GO): cytoplasmic ubiquitin ligase complex; cytosol
Molecular function (GO): Atg8-family ligase activity
Source: RefSeq, a predicted model, not a curated record
AUGUACCGAACAGUGAACUUGCAGGAGUCAAAGUUUAAAGAAACUGGAGUCAUCACUCCUGAAGAGUUUGUGGCAGCUGGAGACCAUUUAGUUCACCACUGUCCUACUUGGCAAUGGGCUUCAGGAGAAGAAUUAAAGGUCAAGGCUUAUCUGCCAACAGACAAGCAGUUUUUGGUAACUAAAAAUGUGCCAUGCUACAAGCGGUGUAAACAGAUGGAGUAUUCAGAUGAACUGGAAGCAAUCAUAGAAGAAGAUGAUGGUGAUGGGGGAUGGGUAGACACAUUUCACAAUGCAGGUAUUGCAGGCGGGACAGAAACAGUUAAGGAGAUCACACUGGAGAGCAAGGACAGUAUGAAACUACCAGGACAUCCAGCCUCUUGUGAAGAUGAUGAGGAAGAUGAAGGGGAAGCAGCUGACAUGGAAGAAUAUGAAGAGAGUGGGCUAUUGGAGACAGAUGACGCAACUCUUGAUACAAGAAAAAUAGCAGAAGCUAAAGCUGAUGUCGGAGGGGAAGAUGCCAUCCUGCAGACCAGAACUUAUGACCUCUACAUCACUUAUGACAAAUACUACCAAACUCCAAGGCUGUGGUUAUUUGGAUAUGAUGAGCAACGGCAGCCUUUAACGGUAGACUACAUGUAUGAAGAUAUUAGUCAAGAUCAUGUCAAAAAAACAGUAACAAUUGAAAAUCAUCCCCAUCUUCCUCCACCACCUAUGUGUUCAGUUCAUCCAUGCAGACAUGCAGAAGUGAUGAAGAAAAUAAUUGAAACAGUUGCAGAAGGCGGGGGAGAACUUGGAGUUCAUAUGUACCUUCUUAUUUUCUUGAAAUUUGUACAAGCGGUCAUUCCAACAAUAGAAUAUGACUACACAAGACACUUUACAAUGUAACUAGAAAUCACAAAUGUCUAUGCUAAUUACUGGUUCUGAUUUUUUUAAAAAAACAAAACAAAACCCUAUACAUGUGACUUUGUUUGUUCAGCAUUGUACACUGUUUCUGUAACAUUCAACUUUUAUCAAGUUUAUGCAUCAAAAUAAAAAGUUCCACUACCAGCCUUA